AUGUCUUCGUUAUCAGAUAUUACAUUACUAGAUUAUGCAACACCUCAGAUCAAUCGUUAUUUUGGAAUAUUUAUUUUUUUCUUUGGCAUGAUUGGUAGUAUUUUAAAUAUAUUGGUUUUUACACAAAAACCAUUGUACUUAAAUCCCUGUGCACGACUUUUUCUUAUGUCAUCGAUAACAAGUAUUAUUGCUUUUAUGUCUGGUUUAAUAACUCGAAUUUUAUCUAGUUGGCAACUUGAUUUUAGUGAAACGAAUCGAGCUCUUUGUAAAUUACGUGGAUUAUUUGUUUAUGCUUCAAUGACAUCAAGUUUUUGGUUAAUUGCAUUAGCUACAAUUGAUCGAUGGCUUUCAUCAAGUCAUUUAACUUCUCAUCGACGAAAAAGUACACUAAAAAAUGCUCAACGUGGUGGAAUUAUUAUUAUUAGUUUAUCAAUUGGAAUUUAUCUUCAAAUACUUUAUUGUUUUGAUGCUAAUUUAAUUGAUACACCUAUGCAAUGUUAUGGUAAAUCAUCUCAAUGUCGUAUAUUAACUGAUUUAUCAUUUGCAUUAAUAACUAUCUUAUGUCCUUUAUUAAUAAUGAUAUUCUUUAGUUUAAUGACAAUCUCAAAUGUUCGUCAAAUUCAUCAUCGAAUACAUCAUCAACCAUUAAAUGUUAUCAUACAACAUAAAAAAGUCGAUCGUCAACUUUUAAUAAUGCUCUUUUUUCAAAUAACUCUUCUAUUUCUAUUAUCUAUUCCAUUAUCUAUACAAAGAUUAUAUUUAACAUUUACAAAUAAUGGUUUUAAAACCACAUUACAAAAAUCUAUUGACAAUUUUGUUUAUAACUUAACUCUUCUUUUUAUUUAUUUAGCUAAUGGAAUAACAUUUUAUCUUUAUACAAUAAGUGGUGGAAGUACAUUUCGAAAAUCUUUAUUCAAUCUAUUCAAAAGAUGUCAACGUAUAAUUCACUAG
Molecule: messenger RNA, 951 nt
Organism: Adineta steineri
Lineage: Eukaryota; Metazoa; Rotifera; Eurotatoria; Adinetida; Adinetidae
Source: the annotation of a GenBank genome assembly